AUGUCCCUCCUCACAGGGGACCAACCCCAGCCAUGCAGGCUUCCGGAGCCCGGAACACACAUCUCAGGUCUGGGCUGUUACUCAGUGGGGAGUGUGGACUGUAGGGAGUCUAUGAAGGAGGACUACUUGGACAGUAUGGAGCCCGUUGUGUUUGGGGUGGUGGAGCUUCCGAGGCGGUCUCGGGGGAGGUUGCUGCUGCAUGGCAUGGUGAUGUUUGGAAGGGAAUUUUGCUAUGCGGUGGAGGCAGCCUUUGUCACGCCGGUGCUGCUUAGUGUCGGACUUCCUCAGAGCUUGUACAGCCUUGUGUGGCUGAUCAGCCCCAUCCUGGGCUUUCUGCUGCAACCCAUCAUCGGCUCGGCCAGCGACUACUGCAGGUCCCCGUGGGGCCGACGGAGGCCCUACAUCCUCGCACUGGGGAUUAUGAUGCUGAUGGGCCUUACCUUGUUUCUAAAUGGAGAUGCAGUCAUAUCAGCGUUAGUACAGGAUAGGUCAUUGAAGAGGAUAUGGGCCAUCGUCAUAGUCAUGUUUGGAGUGGUGCUAUUUGACUUCGCAGCAGACUUCAUCGAUGGGCCAGUCAAGGCCUACCUCUUUGACGUCUGCUCAUACACAGACAAGGAAAGAGGACUGCACUACCAUGCCCUUCUCACAGGGCUUGGGGGUGCCUUUGGGUACCUCGUGGGAGCCAUGGACUGGGGUCACUCGUCCCUGGGCCGACUGCUGGGGUCAGAGUACCAGGUCAUCUACUUCUUCUCUGCUCUGACCUGGAUGGUAUUCCUCAUCGUGCAUCUCUUCAGCAUCCCAGAGACACCCCUGGCCAAGGACAUUAGCUUGGACGUGUUGACCCCCAAUGCCCUCCUCCUCCUCAGCACACACAGCAGCAGUGGUGGCUAUGGAUCCUUGCAUGGAUCGAUGUCCCAAGAGUCGGAGGCAGACCUCCGUCCUCGUUCAUUCUCUGCCCUGGGGGAAGCCAAUUCCGUCACAUCCAGUGCCAAGCAACCCAACAAAGAGCAGAAGAGGAUGACUCUGAAGUCAUGUCUCCUGGCCAUGAUUAACAUGCCUAGUCAUUACCGCUGUCUCUGUGUCAGUCACCUGCUGGGUUGGACUGCCUUCCUCUGCAACAUGCUUUUCUUCACAGACUUCAUGGGACAGAUUGUGUAUAAGGGCAACCCAUAUGCGGACCAUAACUCCACAGCCUACGAGCGGUAUGAGAGGGGGGUGGAGAUUGGAUGCUGGGGUCUCUGCAUCAACGCCGUCUCCUCUGCUCUUUACUCCUAUGUCCAGAGGCUGCUGCUGCCCUACAUCGGUCUGAAGGGGCUCUACUUCGUAGGAUACUUUGUGUUUGGUCUGGGCACCAGUCUUAUCGGCCUGUUCCCCAACAUUAUCACCACCCUCAUCCUGUGCAGUGUCUUCGGAGUCAUGUCCAGCACCUUGUACACCAUCCCCUUCAACCUCAUCUCAGAGUACCACCGCGAGGAGGAGUUGCAGAGGAAGAUGGGGAAAGGGAGUCCUGCAGGACAGGAUCGAGGCACCGGCGUGGAUUGUGCAGCGCUCACGUGUAUGGUGCAGCUGGCUCAGAUCAUCGUGGGGGUGGGACUGGGGGCAUUGGUUAACAUGGCAGGAAGUGUGAUUGUGGUGGUCCUGUCAGCGUCGACAAUGUCUCUAAUUGGCUGUCUGUUCAUUGCCCUCUUCAUCAAAUACGCGGAAUAA
Messenger RNA from Salvelinus namaycush (lake trout), 1707 nucleotides. RefSeq names its product solute carrier family 45 member 2 (gene slc45a2). The coding region runs from base 1 to 1707 and encodes 568 amino acids. Gene Ontology annotation, biological process: transmembrane transport. NCBI's taxonomy places the organism in Eukaryota, Metazoa, Chordata, Actinopteri, Salmoniformes, Salmonidae. The record is from RefSeq and is a predicted model, not a curated record. Gene Ontology annotation, cellular component: membrane. Gene Ontology annotation, molecular function: sucrose:proton symporter activity. The transcript has 7 exons.